AUGGUUGAAGAAAAAACUUUUCAAUUUUGGCGUCGUUUACUUAUUAUAUCUAAUAUCUUUUAUAUUCUAUUGGCAUUAACAUUUUUAUUUUUUGCCAUAUUUACACGAUUACAUUCUUUAAUAAUCGAUCUUCAUUUAUUUGUUGGAUUAAUAAUUUUAAGUUUAUUUUUAAUAUUUUUAUCUAUAUUUGGUAUAAUAUCUGCUGUAAAACAUCAUCAAGUAUUAUUAUUUUUUUAUAUAAUUCUUUUAAUUAUUUUAUUUCUAUUUCAAUUUAUUCUUGCAUGUACUUAUUUAACAAUUCGUAAUGAAAAAAAAUAUAAUUUAUUAAAACAAAAUUUUGAAAAAUCAACUGAUCAUAUUCAAUUAAAAUAUAAUUGUUGUGGAUUUGAUAAUUCAACAAUAUUUUAUCGUAAUAUAACAUGUCAAAAUUUACCUUGUUGUCAUUUAACAAAUCAAUGUUGUGAAACAUUAUCUAUGUGUUAUACAUUAUUAAAUAAUGAACUUGAUAAAAAUUUAAAAAUUAUUGGAUCAAUUAUGCUCAUAUUUACAUUAACUCAAAUAAUUGUUAUUUAUAUAACAUUAAAAUUUCGAAAUAUUCGAAAUCCAGCGAUAUUUAUUUAA
Messenger RNA from Rotaria sordida, 621 nucleotides. The record is from the annotation of a GenBank genome assembly. NCBI's taxonomy places the organism in Eukaryota, Metazoa, Rotifera, Eurotatoria, Philodinida, Philodinidae.